AUGACAUGCAAUCCAAAAUGGCCCGAAAUAACUGAUAACCUUCAAUAUGGCCAAAGAGCAGAAUUUAGACCCGAUUUAGUAACCAGGGUCUUUAACCUAAAGCUAAAAGAAUUGUUGGAUGAUAUUUCCAAAAAACAUAUACUUGGCAUUUUAACAGCAAAAGUUCAUGUAAUUGAAUUUCAAAAGAGGGGACUUCCGCAUGCCCACAUUCUUUUAAUGGUUAAAAAUGACGGUUCUGUGGAUGCCGACAAACUUAAUCAGCUUAUAUCCGCUGAAAUACCAGAUAUUAAUGAAUAUCCUCGGUUACAUGCAGUUGUAACAAAGCAUAUGGUUCACGGCCCAUGUGGUUCGGCAAAUCUAAACUCACCAUGUACGGGACCUGAUGGAAAAUGUACAAAAGAAUUUCCAAAGCCAUUCCAAAAUGAAACUUUGGUAAACUGCGAUGGUUAUCCAAAAUAUCAAAGCUGUGCAUCUGUAAAAAGUGUCAAGUACCUUUUCAAAUACGUGUAUAAAGGACAUGACUGUGCAAAUAUUGCUAUCUUUGAACAAGACGUCCUUAAUCAUGAUGAAAUUAAAACUUUCAUGGACUCAAGACUGCCAGUACAUCUUCCGAGUGAACAAACUGUGUACUUCAAUGCAGAUAAUGUGGAAGCUGCGGCCGCAAGAGCCGGAUCAAAAGAAACUAUGCUGACGGCUUGGUUUAAAUUAAACGAUACAGAUGAAGAUGCAAGGCUUUAUUUAUAUGCCGAUAUCCCCGAACAUUAUGUCUUUAAUAAACGAGGGGCUACUUCCUUUGAAGAUCUUAGAACUGUAGAAGAUGUAAUCUAUCCAACCUUCAAAGAAGCAGCCCAAAAAAGUGGCAUAUUUAGUGAUGAUGCUACUUGGGACUUUGCAUUAACCGAUGCAGCAAUUUGGAAAAUGCCUCGGCAAAUGAGAGACUUAUUUGCGUAUAUCUGCGUGUUUGCAGUUCCUCCUAACGCUUUGGAACUUUUCGAAAAAUACAAAGCUGAUUUGUAUGAAGAUUUUGCAAGAGAUGCAAGGCACAGUCAUACAGAUAAUUGCCAGCAUUGUACAAAUCUUGCUUUAGUAGAAAUUCAAGCAAUUCUUAUCUUGAGCUACAAGAAAUGCGAAGACUUUGGCUUGCCGUCUCCACCAGCCAACAUGCGUGCGGCUGCGGACGAAUAUUUUGAUGUACUUGCAGAGAAACAAAAAGGUGACGCAUUAAUAUUCUUUAUGGAUGGAGUUGGUGGAAGUGGGAAAACCCACGUCUACAAGACCAUACUUUCCACAGUGCGUGGUGAAGGAAAUAUUGCAUUACCUAUGGCAUCAACCGGGAUUGCAGCCAAUUUGCUUGAUGGUGGACGAACUUACCAUUCGCAAUUUAAAUUCCGCAUUCCUAUAGAUGACACAACAACAUCACCAAUUCGAUCGAAAUCAGCAGAUGCUGAGCUAUUUAGACAAGCAAAAUUGCUCAUCUGGGAUGAAGCUACAAUGACCCCAAGUCUUGCAUUAGUAGCAGUGGAUAAAUUUCUUAAAGAAGUGAUGGAUAAUCAAAAGCCACUUGGUGGUAAAGUCCUACUACUAGGAGGAGAUUUUAGACAAACGUUACCUGUAGUUCCUCAUGCAAGUAGAUCUGCCAUUGUAGAAGCGAGUUUGAAAUUUAACAGCUUAUGGCGAAAAGUCAAAAUUCUACACUUACUUAGUAAUGUAAGGUCUGUAGACAAAAGCUAUAGUGAUUGGCUACUAAAAUUGGGGGAUGGGACAUUAGAUACUCCUCUUGGCCUUCCUAAAGAUACAAUUGAAAUCCCAGAACAACUUAUCUGUCGGGAGUCAAUAAUUUAUGAAAUAUACGGAGAACGUCUUACGGUUGCCAAUGUUGCCAACUUUUCAAAAAUGGCAAUUUUAUGUCCAAAAAACAUGGACGUUGACAAAAUAAAUGAAGAAAUUUUAAAUAUUCUAGAAGGAAAUUCGGUAACUUAUUGCAGUACGGAUUCCGUCGAUGAUGAAAGUGCAGAGGAUAGACAACAUUAUCCUGUUGAAUUCUUAAAUGGUUUAACGCCAUCUGGAAUGCCUGUCCACAAGUUAAAUCUUAAAAAGGGCAGCAAUAUUAUGCUCCUUAGAAACUUAAAUACGAAGCGAGGACUAUGUAAUGGCACCCGUCUAAUUGUUGAAGACUUGAAGCCGAAUUUAAUAAUUGCAAAAGUGCUUACAGGGUCUGCACAGCAACAAAUUGUGUUCAUUCCAAGAAUCGAUUUGUCCACUACAAAUCAAGACUUUCCAUUCGUUUUACGAAGAAGGCAGUUCCCAAUUAAAUUGGCAUUUGCAAUGACAAUUAAUAAGUCCCAAGGGCAAACUUUAGACAAGGUCGGAGUAUAUCUCCCUGAACCAUGUUUUAGCCAUGGUCAAUUAUAUGUUGCCUUAUCAAGAGUGCGACGCUUUGCAGAUGCAAAAAUUAAGAUAAUAGACGGCCCAGAACAGGGAAAAUUAAUUGAGGGCUCAGAUAGAGUUUUUACCAAAAAUGUGGUCUAUGAAGAAAUAUUUGCAAGGCAAUUAGACCCGGACUGUCAAUAA
This is a messenger RNA of Folsomia candida, 2571 nucleotides long. RefSeq lists its product as uncharacterized. Bases 1 to 2571 code for a protein of 856 amino acids. The transcript has 5 exons. Gene Ontology annotation, molecular function: DNA helicase activity. Lineage: Eukaryota; Metazoa; Arthropoda; Collembola; Entomobryomorpha; Isotomidae. Gene Ontology annotation, biological process: DNA repair; telomere maintenance. The record is from RefSeq and is a predicted model, not a curated record.